CUACUAUUUCCUGGAUACCAGCAACAGUUAAGUGUGGUUUUCUUUUGCAUUAGCUUUGUCCCAUGAUCUCUGUGUCUAAAAGCAGUCAUGUUUUGCUUUUCAGUCACCCGGCUGUUUUCAUUAAGCUGCUCGGCUUCUCGGCUUGGAGGAGUGACAGUCCCAUCUGUGUUUGACAGGAGGCACUCCUAACCUGGACGGCCAGCAGGACGCUUUGCUUUUCAACAGUUCUUACUGUCCUCUUCACAGCGUUUGAAAUGUGGCUCAUGGUCGUUUCUGUUCCGCUGCUUCCUGCCAUCAUCAUGGUAUCCAGUCAUUACCGUGUCAAAGUUGCCGCGUUGUGCCAUCGAGCUCUGGCCUGGGCUCUGAGGCUGGUGAGAGGGAGGGUGUGUGUAAGGAGCACCCACGCCUUCGUGUUCUCCAAAUGCACCCACGGCAAAGUUGACAGCGUCCUGAAGACCUUUGACCUUUACGCUGACACGCACCCAUCCCUCUGCAUCAGUCCACAGAUUGCUGAGGCACUGGAUGAAGUGGUGAGGCGUGUCCGUCCCACCCGGGUGUUGGAGCUGGGGAUGCACUGUGGCUACAGCUCUGUGCGGCUGCUGCGGCUGCUGCCCCCUGCUGGCAGACUGGUCACAGUGGAGCUGGACCCUCUCACGGCAGAGCUAGGGGAAGAAAUCAUACUUGUAGCUGGCUUCAAACACAUUCAGUUCCAGGUGUUGACUUCUAGCUCAGCCAAGGCCAUCCCAGCAUUGCAUUCUUUUCUUGAGCCUGAUAAAGGGAGCAGUGAGGGGCUCAGUCUGGUGCUGAUGGACCAUGACCCCCAGCAGUACCUUCCAGACCUGCUGGCCCUGGAGAGAGAGGAGCUGCUCAGCCCCUCUGGCUGCUCCGUCCUUCUGAUCCACAGGACCCAAAGAGCUGAAGGCCUCAGAGGAAUCCUGGAUCACAUCAGAGCGAGGACCAACUGCUACUGCAUCAAGUCAGAGCUUCAGUUUAUGACCGAGAUCUUCUACCAAAAGGAGAGCACGAGGACAGAUAUGUAGGUGAUGGCAAAAAAGAUGUGGGUGUGCUUUCAGUUUGUGUGGACUCUAUCAACCACUGCGUUAAAUACUUCGCCAUCUCUACUGUUACCUGUGUGUCAGAAAGAGCUGAAUAAAUUAUUUUCUACAACGUG
Chelmon rostratus (copperband butterflyfish) is the source of this 1171-nucleotide messenger RNA. Its product is annotated as catechol O-methyltransferase-like. The record is from RefSeq and is a predicted model, not a curated record. The transcript has 4 exons. Gene Ontology annotation, molecular function: catechol O-methyltransferase activity. Bases 255 to 1040 code for a protein of 261 amino acids. NCBI's taxonomy places the organism in Eukaryota, Metazoa, Chordata, Actinopteri, Chaetodontiformes, Chaetodontidae. Gene Ontology annotation, biological process: dopamine metabolic process; developmental process; catecholamine catabolic process.